AUGUCUGAUCUCGCGAGCCGCGUCACCGAUCCGACGGAGGCGCCCAAGAAGGCGCUCGAGGGCGAUUCUCAGGAGCAGCCCAAGGAACAGCCCAAGGACAACGCUGCCGAGCUUGCUCCUCCAGCUGCCGCCGACUCUAGCGUCACCGAUGCACAGCCCGACGGUGCCGACGAGACCCCUGGCGGCGGCCCAGGUCUUCACGAACCCGAAUGGGACGUCGAAGUCUCGCUCAGUGAGCUCCAGAACAACGAGGCCACACCUUUUCACUCUGCCACGACAUGGCAAGACCUGGGCCUUUCCGAGCCAAUCCUCAAAGGCCUGCUCGCCCUCAACUUCCUGAAGCCGUCCAAGGUCCAGGGCAAGUCACUGCCUCUGAUGCUUAGCGAUCCUCCGAGAAAUAUGCUUGCCCAGUCCCAGUCCGGCACCGGCAAGACGGCCGCCUUCGUCACUGCCAUCCUCUCCCGCGUCGACUUUACUCGACCAGACCAGCCCCAAGCCCUGGCCCUGGCGCCCAGCCGGGAGCUUGCCCGCCAGAUCCAGGGCGUCAUCGGUGCUGUUGGUCGCUUCAUCGAGAACCUCAGGAUUGCGGCCGCGGUCCCCGGCGCCUUGCCUCGAGGAGAGCCAGUCAGGGCCAGUGUCAUUGUUGGAACGCCCGGUACUGUCAUGGAUAUUGUUCGUCGCAGACAACUCGACGUCUCCACGCUGAGGGUGCUCGUGCUUGAUGAAGCCGACAACAUGCUGGACCAGCAGGGGCUGGGCGAUCAAUGCUUGAGAGUCAAGGGCAUGCUGCCAAAGGAUAUCCAGACGCUUCUGUUUUCGGCCACCUUUCCCGACAAAGUUAACAACUAUGCCGGCAAGUUUGCGCCCAACGCCCACACUCUAACGCUGCAGCGCAGCGAGCUCACCGUCAAGGGUAUUUCGCAAAUGUUCAUCGACUGCCCCGACGACAACACGCGAUACGGAGUUCUAUGUAAGCUCUAUGGUCUCAUGACCAUUGGCCAGUCGGUAAUCUUCGUCAAGACCCGAGAGAGCGCCAAUGAGAUUCAGCGCCGCAUGAUUGCCGAUGGCCACAAGGUUUCCGCCUUGCACGCUGCCUUUGACGGAAACGAACGAGACGAUUUGCUCGCCAGGUUCCGCAGCGGGGAGAACAAGGUCCUGAUCGCGACCAAUGUUCUGGCGCGCGGUAUCGAUGUGUCCAGCGUGUCCAUGGUCAUCAACUAUGACAUACCGAUGAAGGGCAGAGGCGACACAGAGCCAGAUGCAGAAACCUACCUCCAUCGCAUCGGACGUACUGGACGCUUUGGCCGCGUCGGCGUCAGCAUCAGCUUUGUGUACGACAAGAAGAGCUACGACGCGCUCAGCAAGAUUGCCAAAAACUUUGGCAUUGACUUGGUUCACCUCGACACGGAGGACUGGGACGAGGCCGAGGCAACGGUCAAGGAUGUCAUCAAGAAGAACCGGGCACAAGCUGCCUACGCCCCGAGCGCAACCGACAAGUUGCAAGCAGCGGCCCCGUAG
Messenger RNA from Hirsutella rhossiliensis, 1518 nucleotides. Its product is annotated as DEAD/DEAH box helicase domain-containing protein. Gene Ontology annotation, cellular component: nucleus; cytoplasmic stress granule. Gene Ontology annotation, molecular function: ATP binding; RNA helicase activity; RNA binding. Lineage: Eukaryota; Fungi; Ascomycota; Sordariomycetes; Hypocreales; Ophiocordycipitaceae. Gene Ontology annotation, biological process: poly(A)+ mRNA export from nucleus. The transcript is spliced from 4 exons. The record is from RefSeq and is a predicted model, not a curated record. The coding region runs from base 1 to 1518 and encodes 505 amino acids.